AGAGGGCUGUAGUACAGAAAUAAAUUAAGAAAAUAAAAGGAUAAAAAACACAAAAAGGGGCAUUUUUGAAGACACUGGGAGCGUGUAAUUCUGUGUGUGCACAUUUAAUACCUUGGGCAUAUUUUUGAAUCACCUCCUGCAACCGAACUGGAUUCUGUGUGGGUUUUGUUCCUGCAGCUGGGUCGACAUUUUGUCCCUGGCUCCACACUGCCAACAUGUUUUAGCGCUCCAGGCUCUGUGUUUUGAUCAAAAAGAGCCCCAGUAGGUGGUACCACAAGGGACGUGUCUCCAAGAAUGCAUGCUCAAGGAAUGGCUGCAUUUACUCUUUCAUGUCUGAAUUAGGAAUUUUGGACACUCAGAGUUUUACCACACGCUGAAGGAAAUAGAUGAACCUCACCUUCUCCCUUCCUACCUUGGAGACUGCGUGGUGAAGCAUCCUGGGAGUAGUGAUCACAACAAACAGCUGUGUGGGCGCCUAAAAGUGAAGGUCAUGCUGGAUGUUACAUAAUGUCCUUCAAGACAUUUUUUUUUUUUUUUAGAGUUACUGUAUUCUGCAGCAGGGGAGGUUUAACCAAAAAUACACCAUGGCUUAGAGCCCUGCAUUUUUAAAUUCUCCUUAAGGGUCGAAUGAAGCCUCCCUCUCUGAUCAUUUAAAUUUUUUUUUUCUCACCAGACCUUAGUUUUCUUCCAAGGCCGGCAAUGAUUUGGUGGGAGCGCGGCAUCCAGGUGCUGCUGACCACCAUGGGCGCUUUUGCCGCCUUCGCCCUCAUGACGGUCGCCAUCGGUACAGACUACUGGCUGUACGCCCGAGCCUUCAUCUGUAACAGCACGGCUAACUCAUCCCAGGAGGACUCCAACAACAAGGAUAAGAAAGACCCCGGGGCUCUCACCCACUCUGGCCUGUGGAGAAUCUGCUGCCUGGAAGGUCUGAAGAGAGGCGUCUGCUCACAAAUCAAUCAUUUCCCAGACGACGCUGACUAUGACCAGGAUGCUGCCGAGUAUCUGCUGCGUGAGUAUCAGACACAUGAAGGCUGUGCAGACAUUAGAUUGUGGUUUACUGGAGAAGGCAGAGACACACCGAACAGCACAGGUGUGCACACUGCAGCCUCCAUCACACUGAAGGACACUAGGAGAAGGUGGGCGAACAUCAAUGCAUGGCUGUCGAAUUCAAGCAAAACAUUGGUGAACAUGCGUCUGUGUGAAUGCUCAG
Oryzias melastigma (Indian medaka) is the source of this 1210-nucleotide messenger RNA. Its product is annotated as voltage-dependent calcium channel gamma-8 subunit-like. Gene Ontology annotation, biological process: positive regulation of synaptic transmission, glutamatergic; neurotransmitter receptor internalization; postsynaptic neurotransmitter receptor diffusion trapping. Gene Ontology annotation, molecular function: channel regulator activity; voltage-gated calcium channel activity. Gene Ontology annotation, cellular component: AMPA glutamate receptor complex; postsynaptic density membrane. The annotation marks the transcript as partial. The transcript is spliced from 2 exons. Lineage: Eukaryota; Metazoa; Chordata; Actinopteri; Beloniformes; Adrianichthyidae. The record is from RefSeq and is a predicted model, not a curated record.